Symbiodinium natans is the source of this 1983-nucleotide messenger RNA. NCBI's taxonomy places the organism in Eukaryota, Dinophyceae, Suessiales, Symbiodiniaceae. The record is from the annotation of a GenBank genome assembly.
AUGCUCGGCUUUCAUCUCUUUGUAGCAGGAUUUGAGCAUAGUGAUCAGAGUGCCAAGAGAAUGUCUGGAGGCGCCCGCGCACGCUUUGGUGACUGGUUGACCGGCCGGAUCAAGUCGUAUCAGCCCACAACCGGCUACGGCUUCAUUGAAUGCGAGGAGACCUACAGCUACUACCGUCGUGAUGUGUACUUGAGCAGGCAUCAGCUGGAGCAACUAGACAUCAGGACGAUUCCCGUUGGCACCGAAGUCCAUUUCAGGAUAGAAGAGAAGGAUGAUAAGCCUCAAGCUUCCCACCUGGCACUGCCAAGCAGGGGUGCGGGUGCCUGGGGCUCUAGCCACCAUGGCGGUUACAGCUACGAGGGUGAAGUAUGGCCACAAGAGCCGCUGGGUCCGAAGUCUCUCUUCGAGCCGACCAUGCAGCAAUGCGAGUACACCUUGAAUUCCUUCAAGAACUGCCUGCAGUCCCUGUCAGAGUGCCUGGAGCGGCAUGGCCUCAAUGGUGAAUCCUACAAGGCGCUGAGACAGGCAGAGGCAGCCCUGCAAUGCGAGCAGUGUCGGAGAGAUGAGCGCACAGAAGGCUCCAAGAUUCUCCUCCUCCUCGAGCAGGCGAAGGAGAUGUGGGACGACAAGAGCAACCUUUGUCACCAAGCCCUCCGGAAGGGCCUCAUCCAGCGUCUCCAUGCCCCGCCCGCGCGGCCGGUGGAGAUGAACAUCUCCAGGCUUCGGUUCACGCAGCAAAACCACAGCAAAAGGUUCUUGCACGGCCCUCAUGCGGGGCAGCGCAUUGAAUGGCUGGCGGAGCAACUUGUCUCUGGAAGCAUUGCCCUGGAUGAUCCAUCCAUGGUCCUGAACGUGGUGUACUUCCAUGGCCAUUACAGAUCACUCAACAAUCGGCAUCUAACAGCCAUCAUCAAGUAUGCUGGCGCUAUGGAGAAGCAAGGUCGGUUGCCCAGGCCUUGCUGCGUCCGUGUUUGGCCACUGGUUCGCGGUCUUCGAAUGGAGUUUGAUGACGGCUCCGAGCAAGAUGUCAUCCGGAAGUUCCUUCGUGCGAGCGACAGUGUGAGUGAUGGGAUCAGUAUUGAGUGCAAACGUCGCCCGGGACGACAAACAGCCGUGAACCAAGACGCCUCCAUCCACGUUUCCAACCUCGACUCUGCAGUGCAAGAGUCCGAGCUGCGUGCCCACCUCCUGAAAGCAGGACUUCGGGACACCUUCAAGGUGAGCAUCGCGCGUCGCGCUGACGGGCGCUCCAACUGCCACGGCUGGGUGACCUUCGAGCAGCCGGAGAAGGCGCAGAGGCUUCUGGAUCUCUUCGUGGCGCCUCUUCGUGGGCGCGAGCUGAAGCUGCGCUGGGACAAUGUCUCCGAGGCCCAACUCCGGGAGCCAGGUACCUCCGCCUCCAGGAACGCGGUUGCUGGUAGCGGCUGGGUGAGGUGCAAGGGCUGCCACUGCAAGUGCUCGCCUCUUCUGGAAGUGCUCUUGCUGGAAGGCGAGCGCCUUCGCAAGGACUCCGUCCCGGCUGGCAAGUUCGACUCUGUGCCAACCUUCUUCUGCGUGGGCCGGGAAGCAUCGCUCAGCAACUGCGACGUGGCUCCACACCCGGAUGCCGCAGAGAUGUCCUUCAAGCUUGCUCUGAUCAACUGCAGCAAGUGUCACCUGGAUUUGGGCAACGUCCAGAAAGCCUCCCGCAUGCAGGGCAACGUCCAAGAGCUGUUGGGCGAGAGGGUCGUGCACUUCAAAUGUGCUUCAGUUCUUCUCGAGCUGCCGGAUCGUCAAGACUUGCUGCUCGAAGUCCGCAAGUGGCAGUUCCUUGCGCAGGCCACCGGCAGGGAAUCCAUCUACCGGCUUGCGCAGCUCACGCUCCGGCAGGCUACCGACAUCCUUGGCCUCACUUUCAACUCGAAGGUUCCGGGCAGGAACACGAGCCGCCACGCCCGCAUCAUCCCCCGGAACCCGGACAGCCUCCCGAACGAUGGCACAUGA